Colletotrichum navitas is the source of this 591-nucleotide messenger RNA. RefSeq lists its product as uncharacterized. The coding region runs from base 1 to 591 and encodes 196 amino acids. Lineage: Eukaryota; Fungi; Ascomycota; Sordariomycetes; Glomerellales; Glomerellaceae. The transcript is spliced from 5 exons. The record is from RefSeq and is a predicted model, not a curated record.
AUGAGACGCGCCAACAACGGUACGGGUUGUCGCGCAAUGCUUAUUGAGUCGCAUCAAGAGGAUAUGAUGUCAGGCCGUCUUACUUCACGGCAAUGGGUGGGGUCCGUUGUGGAAUGCCUGCGCGAUCGCCAUCAGAGAAAGCGAUCCAUAUCGGCCGGCUGGACAGAUGCAGGCAGAAAGCCGCAGGCCAAUCGAGAUUGGUGCAUGGGUGUUCACGGCGGCCUGGCGGAUUCGUGGACAUUCACGUUGGAUAACAAUGCAAGGCAACAUGAGGUGCCGUCCAAUCCUUCCUUGGUGGGUUAUAGACAAGCGUACUUUAGUAUCGGCCCCCUUUCCCAUCCUACUCUCGUUCUCCUGGCAGAGUGGGUAGGAGGAUGUGUAGAUGACGGCAUCAUCGUCGACAACCGCCGGGGCUUUGUGCUGACUACUAGCGUCUUGACUGUCUACUGGCGUCCUGAUCGUAACCGAAAGCCUACUACAGGUAUGCUUCCAUUUGAAAUGGAGCAAUCUGAAAAUAAACUGUGGGCCAACGAGACAAGCGAUGGUCUCCGAGGGGAAGUACAACUUUGCGCAUCAAUUACAUCGGGAUGA